AUGAGCGACGCAACCGUGACCACCAACUCAGCCUCGACCGAGCAAGCCGCCGAAUACGAACAGCCUUCAACGCUCGACAAGGGCAAAGGCAAGGCAAGGGCAAUUGAGCCAGAGGAGGACGAUGAGGAGGAUGAAGAUGACGAUGAGGAAGACGAAGAGGACGACUACAACAUUGACGACGACGAGCUCGCCGAGCUGAUCGAGGACGACGAGGAGCUGGCAGAGAUCGACACCUCAAACAUAGUGUGGACUGGGCGCCGACGCAACGCUCCUCUUGACUAUAGUUCCGAAGAGGCGCUCAAACAGGCGGGUCUCGACUCGGGCGCCCCAGCAGGUGAACAGGAAGAGGACGAUGCGGAGUUCCAUGGCGAGGAGAUGAACGACGAGUAG
Molecule: messenger RNA, 390 nt
Organism: Kalmanozyma brasiliensis GHG001
Lineage: Eukaryota; Fungi; Basidiomycota; Ustilaginomycetes; Ustilaginales
Product: Histone chaperone domain CHZ
Exons: 5
Coding region: 1-390 (129 amino acids)
Source: RefSeq, a predicted model, not a curated record